This is a messenger RNA of Fopius arisanus, 3792 nucleotides long. RefSeq names its product chromatin assembly factor 1 subunit A. Gene Ontology annotation, cellular component: CAF-1 complex; nucleus. Bases 339 to 3059 code for a protein of 906 amino acids. The transcript has 6 exons. NCBI's taxonomy places the organism in Eukaryota, Metazoa, Arthropoda, Insecta, Hymenoptera, Braconidae. The record is from RefSeq and is a predicted model, not a curated record. Gene Ontology annotation, biological process: nucleosome assembly.
AUAUUGUGACAGUAUCACGGGUUUAUCCCUACUAUUUCUCAUUUUCCCGCGUAUUCUGUCAAUCUAGUGAUCACUAUUAGUGUAUUCAUCGCUGAUAAACACAAAUGUCAGGUUUUUACGCGAUAUCAUCGACAUAAUAUCAAAAAUUACGUACCACUGGUGGGUGUAUCUUGUUUGUACAUUGAAUUACUCCAUUUUUAUUUCGACUCAUAAAAUUGCUAAUAGUCGAGAGGUUAUGGUGGAUACACAACGACUUGUGGAAUUCAUGUGGUGUUGAAUUGUGAUUUAACCAGAGAAGAACAGACACAAUAUUGGGAUUCACGAGAAUCAUUUCUGAGAUGAAAGUCAUGGACGUGGCGAUGGACACAGUUGAUGAGUCCGUUCCAAAACAAAAAAAACUUAAACAAGCUCGAUUGCCAUUUCAAAUGCUUACCUCGCCCCUCUCUAACACAUCGUCAACAAAAAAGCGAAAGCUCUCGUCGCCCUCACCCACGAAUUACAAGAGUCCAAAGGUCUCGAAACUUGAUAAAAAAGAGAAUAGCUCCAAAUCACCAGAAACUAUAGAGAUAGAUGUAAAAUCUGAUAGAGAGGAUAAUGAGUUAAGCAUCGAUGUAUCAGGUUCUCCGGACACAGUGUCAGGUUCUAAGGACAAGAGGAUUGAACCCAAGCACUCGAUGAAACCAGGAGCCCUGACAAGGCUCUUGAAGAAAGUGGCAGCAGCAGCAAGUCCGCCAAAACUCACUCCAGUGAUUAUACUCGAUAAAUGUGACGAUAAACUUUUGGAGAAGUCACUGGCGUCUGUUGCAGUGACAUCUAGCCCUGGACAAUCCACAAAAAAUGAUGAGUCGAGUAAUGAUACCCUGGCUGAGCCUCUCCCCACGUCUGAGGAUGAUGAUGAUGACAACAGCAAGGAGAAGAGUCACAAUUCAGAGUCAGAUACUGAGACUUCAUCAUCAGAGGACGAUAAAAAGUCGAAUGAUGAGAAGAAUUCCUCUGAUAAUUUAUCAAAAACUCCAACUCAAAGCAAGACUGGCGAUAUUCCUCUCAAGAAGAGAAGACUAACUCCGAAGCAGAUAGAGAAACGACUGGAGAGUGCUAAGAAAAAGGAGGAGCGUUUGAAGGCGAAGACGGAGAGGGAACUCCAGAGGAAUGAGGAGAGAAUAAAACGGAGGAAAGAACAGGAGGAGAAAAAAAUAGCGAGGAAAGCCAAGGAGGAGGCGGAAAAGGAGGUUAAGAGAAAAGAGAAGGAGCAGAAAGAGUUGAAGAAGCAGUUGGAGAUUGAGCAGAGGCAGAAGGAAAAGGAGCGAAAGGAGAGGGCCAAGGAGGAGGAGAAAAUGAAGAAGGAGGAGGAGAGGCUUGAGGCUGAGCGUAAGAAGCAAAAGGCUGCGUCGACAUUCGCUAGUUUUUUCGUUGCCAAGAAGCUGGAGAAUAGCAAGGCCAUCGAUGAGGAAAAAAUUGUUGAUAUGGUUAGCAAUUUCAUGCCUUUUCAAAUUAGAAAGGACAUGAAAGUUGCACCCAUCUGCAGGCGGUCCAUUGGGAGUGAGGAUAAAACAGCUGUUGAUGAGUGUCUCAGGGAUCAUGAGGAAAUUAAUGAGCUCUAUAUUCAGGAGAUUAAGAAGAUGGGCUGGAGGGCGAGGACCUCUGGUAAGACCUGGCCAGCUGACGAUGUGGCUAAGGACGAUAUUGUGAUUGUUGAGGAGGAGGAUGGAGACUCGAGCAUUGUUAAUGAGCCUCAGAGGAGUGAAAAGUAUCGAGCUAAAUUAUUGCUGUUCAAGGAAAACAGGAGGCCCCCCUAUUGGGGCACUUGGAGAAAAAAGAGUUGUAUUAUUAAUCCCAGGAGACCCUUCACCAAGGACACUAAAUGGUUUGACUACGAGGUUGACUCGGAUGAAGAGUGGGAGGAGGAAGAGCCUGGGGAAUCGCUCAGGGGCUCGGACGAUGAGAAAGACGAGGAGAAUCCGGAUGACAAUGAAUAUGAUGUUGAUAAUGAAUUCAUGGUGCCUCAUGGCUAUCUCUCGGACGAGGAGGGACAGGGCGAUGAGGAGGACGAGGAGGAAGUGCCUCCAGAGCUUCAAAAAGACAAACUCAAAAUUCUUGAAGAGGAGUUUGAAGCAGAAAUGAAGACAAAAACCUCGAGGAUAAAGCCUAAAGUUGUUGGAUGCGUCUGGCAAGGGCUUAUCAAUUCUUAUCCGGAGAACACUCCUGCACAUAUCAUGAAUUAUUUGAUGGCACGUCAGGCCUGGGUGAAGACUACUCCAAUAGCCUUGAUUCCACCGGUAGAGUCUGAGGCUCUUGCUCCGGAUAAUAUUCACAAGAAGAAUCUCCCUGAAGAAGCUGUGCCCGAUCUGAUUCGACUGAUUCACGGAAAUAUUCAUGGCCGGCCAUUUCUGGUGAAAGAAUUUAUGACGUACUGGCAAAAAAAUCGAGGCGAGCUCGACAUAUCAUUCACAAAAGCCAGUGUUGGUCGCAAGAUCAAGGAACUGUCGAAGAGAAUUCCCUGCCCCGACGAGGGCCCAAUGCACCUCAAGACCUGCUGGUACGUCACCGAGGAGAUCCGCAGAAAAUAUACCCUGGAUGAUCUCUCAAUUCCGAAUCAGUGGAGGUAUUCUCUCACUCCCAAGAGGAAGACGUUGACAGAGGCACCAGUGAUCGAUAAAAGUGAUAAAGAGGGAAAGGAAAAAUUGAGGGAUGGAGAGCAGAAGAAGUCUGCUCCCCUCAUCACAAUGUUCACUAAAAAAAUAACACCAGAGGAGAUGCAUAAGCAGCUCCAGGUGAAGCCCUCAGUGAGUUCGAAGCAAGGAAAUCCUCUGAACAGGCCACCAAAACGAGCAACCCUCAUCUCUGUACCCAGGGUGGAGGUUGUACCUUCUAUUUUGACAGCUUUUUCCAAGAUCAAUGGGAGGCAGUCAUUGGGAAAGGCUGAAGAGCCCAUCACAAUAUCAGAUGACGAGAGCAGCGGGGAAAAUAGUGCUGGCAAUUUAAAAGGUGAUGGGAGUGAGAGGAAAAUUAUUUCGGACAGUCCGGAGAACCAAGAGGAAAUAGUGGAGAUUAAAAAAUAGGACUUACUCGUACAAUUCAGAGACUAUACGACAGAACGAGCCUAUUAUUUUUUUUUCUAUUUUUUUUAAAGAUAUCUUGAUACUGGAAGCCCUCGGAGAAGAUACAUAAGAAAGUAUUUUUAGUAAUCGAUGAAUUUCGUGUUGAAGUCUCACCUGAAAAUUGUGGGAUCUCAGUGCAUUGCAUUGCGUGUGAGCUUGCAAUUGAACUAGAGACUUGAUCCCCCCCCCAUUUUGGUACGGGGGCAGGCCAUCGGUGGGAAUCAAUGCGAUUAUUAUCGUAUCUCCCUCUGGAGUAAUCGAGUAAUAAAUCGCAAAACUUGGGCAACUCGAUGUUUUCUCUUUGAGUUGUUUGGGUUUUAUCUUCAUAUUUUUAUUUAGCUCCGCGUCAAUGCAACUGAUUGGUGGAGAAUCAAUCCUUGCAUACGGUUAUUGUAGGACUCACUGAAUUUAUAUCGUAUGUUAUUCGUUGAAAAAUUUUGGACACUAGAAUAUCACUCGUAAGUCUCAGUAUCUUGUCGACGUUUAUAUUCAAUGUUUCAUUCGAUAUUUCAUAUAUUAUAGAUCCUUAUUGCUCGGGCUGAUUAAUCCUCGUCAAGUGCCUUCAAUAUUUUUCACGGCCUUUUGUGAUACUCUUUAUUUUGAAAAUUAUCUGCCUUACGUUGAAUAGAAUAUGUAUUUAAUGAGUAAUUAAUGUUGUCCAUUUUUUGAUAAUUAGUAUUUAAUAAAGAACAUG